AAAAUCAAACCAAUAUUAAAGAAGGAACUAUUAUUAAGAGUAAGGGUAUAAAUGUUAUUCCAACAGAAGCACAGGCUGCUCUUGUCAAAUUCAGGGAGAGAGAUUAUUAUGAAAGACAGUUAAAAAUCAAAGAAUUAGCUAAUCAGGCAAUCAAUUCAUCACAAUUGGGUUCUACAAUAAUGGUUGAUACUUUGAUCUCAUCAAGUUCAUUCAUUAAACACAGCUUCCCUUUUGAUGUAACCAACAUUAAGGCUAAUCGAAAAGUUCUUUUCCAACAAGUUGACCAAUUAUGUAGCCCAUCAGUUGCAGCUGGACAUCAAUUGUUUUCUGAACAACAAAAAAUAGCUAAAAUACAGUGUGGAAGGCCUCCCAAAUAUGUUGGUGAGCCAGUGGUGCUCUAUCAUCCAAUAUUUAGUGACUUCUUGCGAGAUUGUGAAAAGGAUGAUUAUGUUGACAAAACUCUUUGUGUAGAAACACUUAAGUUUCUUAACACAAUGUCUAAGUUCUACAAGAUAGAGCUUAUCAGGCAAUCAGCUAUUGCAGAUUUUUAUCAUUUUCUUUUUGGCAAAACCUUCAAUGAUGGUCCAACAGGUUCUCCUAAAAAUGAUGGCUACAUAAUGGGAACAAGUGUAAUUAAUGGAAUAAGUUUGGAAAUUCCUGUUAUUCUAAGAGACACAAAAAAUGAAAUCUCACAAGGGAGUUGUGAUCCUGUUCUACAGUCAGCUAUUUGUUAUGAGAAAUUUUGGUGUGGGAACUGGAGUGGUAAACCUGAAGGAUACAAUCAAAUCAGAGAAAUGUCAGUUUGUCCUACCUUUCUGUUGUGUUCUGCUGGUCCAUGGUUAUGUGUGUGUGGUAUUGUUUUGGCAAAUAAAAUUAAAGUUGAGACACUUACAGAUAUGCUCUAUCUUGUCCCUACAUUGGAUUCUAAUAAGCUUCUUCAUUUUGCCCACACAUUUUCUUCUCUUCGUCAUGCUUGUAAAAAACUCAUACAAUACUAUAAUAAUUUGCGAGUAGAUUCACCAACCACUAGUCAUUAUUUUCCAUAUCGUAAUACAUUUAAUGUGUUUUCAGCAAAUAGUACAAAUGGAAAUUAUAUUAUUAAGUAUACCCAGCAUUAUAAUGAGGAAGUCCAUAAACCCUGUGAAAAUCAUGGUGGCUCACCACAACUAUUUGAAGUCUGUAAAGGAAUUAUACAUGGUUGGAUCAUAGUAAUUAUGGAGGAAGUUAGUGAUGAGCAAAUUAUUAUAAAACAAGUAUCCAAGAUGAUUAAUAUAUUACAUGAGAAUAAUUUUGUUUUUGGAAAUCUUGAACCAAGCAACAUUUUGUAUGAUAAAAAUAUAAGAAAAACUUAUUUGAUAAAUUUUAAUUGGGCUGGCAGAGAUGAAAUAGAUCAUUAUCCAUUUUUCUUGAACUCAAAAAUAGAUGGAGACAUUAUGAAGAAAGAGCAUGAUUUGUAUCAGUUAGAAAAUUUGUUUGCUAAAUAG
Messenger RNA from Entrophospora candida, 1484 nucleotides. The record is from the annotation of a GenBank genome assembly. NCBI's taxonomy places the organism in Eukaryota, Fungi, Glomeromycota, Glomeromycetes, Entrophosporales, Entrophosporaceae.